AUGGGGCCUCUCUUUGAGAGCUCCUUGGCGAAUGAGGUAGAGGUCCACAGCGUCCUGGGAAUUCCUGAGAACGGUGGCAGCGUUCAUCACUCUGCUUUUUUCUUCGAAGGCUGCAUUUUAGCACACAAGAUUAACAGAGGAGACAACCUGUUGUUCGGGCUCCCGGGGAGGUACAGCGGGGUGAACCUCUACAACAGGAAGCGGGUGGUGUCGUACACCGUCACGCUGGGGCUGCAGCGCUACGAUUCCAGGUUCCUCAGCAGCCUCCGCUCUCGCCUCAAGCUGCUGCACCCCAGCCCUAACUGCACGCUGCGAGAGGAGAACAUCGUUCACGUCCACUUCAAGGAAGAGAUUGGCAUUGCUGAGCUGAUACCCCUCGUCACCACCUACAUUAUACUCUUCGCUUACAUCUACUUCUCCACACGGAAGAUCGACAUGGUGAAGUCGAAAUGGGGCCUGGCGCUGGCGGCGGUGGUGACGGUGCUCAGCUCCCUGCUCAUGUCCGUGGGGCUGUGCACCCUGUUUGGUUUGACCCCUACUCUUAACGGAGGAGAGAUAUUUCCAUACUUGGUUGUGGUGAUUGGCCUGGAGAACGUGUUGGUUCUCACCAAGUCGGUCGUCUCCACGCCCGUUGACCUGGAAGUGAAGCUGCGCAUCGCCCAAGGCCUGAGCAACGAGAGCUGGUCCAUCAUGAAGAAUAUGGCAACAGAGCUCGGGAUCAUCCUGAUCGGGUACUUCACCCUGGUCCCCGCCAUCCAG
This is a messenger RNA of Leptosomus discolor (cuckoo roller), 759 nucleotides long. Lineage: Eukaryota; Metazoa; Chordata; Aves; Leptosomiformes; Leptosomidae. The record is from RefSeq and is a predicted model, not a curated record.